AACCUUCGACUUCCGCUCCAGUGAAAACAAGCCGAUCAGCUGAUCUGACCUGGCAACAACAUUCACCCAAAUCUACCGGGGAGGGCAAUCAUUUUACAAGCUGGUGGGGAAAAAACAGUUAUCUUGACAUUAACCGGCUUAAUUAAUUUGUGUUUAUCAAAGGGUCGUUGUCGUUUGCGAGGUUUCAGGGAAUUCAGAAGCUUGUUUGAUGAAAAUUGCGGUGUGAUUCUGGCUCGAAAUCAGCUUGUUUUGUUCGGUCAAAGCUGAGUUGACCAAUGUGUUGUUGGGUGUACAUAUUUUAAGGACAGUCUGUACGAUACUAAACAAUUAUUAAUUCCGCUGCAUUAGUCAUUUCUAACCCCCUAGUGUUUGUAGUCUUUGAAAUUUGAGGUGUUUUUACAGGCACGUAUGCUAAGAUUAGCUAGCUUGAGUAACAAAGCCCAGGACGAUAACAACACCCGAAUGUAACGUUAGCUAUUUUCUUAGUGUUUACAUCUGCCAAUAAAUACAUGUCGAUUGUUGUCGCUUGUAGUUUGUAAGUUUAGACUGCUUGAUCACUUUAAAAUCAACCAGAAGUCUAACUUAGUGCCAGUGCUAUACGGAUAUCAACUGAUCUAUUUAUAGUUCAUAUUGAAUGUUUGAUUUUAAGCCAAUGUCAUAAUUUGACACCACAUUUCGAAUUCCAAUGAAUUUCAAGGCAAACGAGUAAGAGAUUUUGCUUAAGAUCUCAUAUGCAUCAUAUUUGAGGCAUUAUAUUUAAUCUCUCUUGUUAGUUGUACAUUUAGAUUGAUUUCUACUAUAGCAACUUUGAGGAAUAUCUAGUCAGUAUUUUUCUGAAGGAUUUUAGUAUUUUAAAUUCGGUCGCUUCCGUUCGGUCCGCUACCUCUCUGUUAUAUUCAGACGUAUAAUGAGCAGUCAGGGGCCGUCGGUGGAGAAGGGGGUGAACGGCGUCCUGGUUUGUCAGGAGAGUUACGCCUGCGGUGGCUCGGACGAGGCCGCCUUCGAGUGCGACGAGUGCGGCAGCCUGCAGUGCGUGCGCUGCGAGCUGGAGCUCCACUGUCAGGAGCGCAUGAGGAACCACGACAGGAUCCGGAUCUCACCUGGACACGUACCCUACUGCGAUUCAUGUAAAGGGGACGGGGGCGUUCCGAACGGGGGUCGCCUGAGAGCAGUGGUCCGCUGUCAGGGAUGUAAAAUCAACCUGUGUUUGGACUGUCAGAAGCGGACUCACAGCGGGGUCAGUAAAAGAAAGCACCCUCUCAUCGUCUACCCUCCCUCGAAACCCGCGGAGAACUGCAGCACUGGAGAUGAACAGCUGGAUGCGUUGAAAGCUAAACUGGAGCAAGUCACCAGCUUUCUUCUAGUGGAUGAAAAGGAAGAUAUGCAAGUGAAGGAUGAGGAGGAGUUCGUGAGGAAAUUAGCCUGCAGGCCCGAGGAGCUCUUGAAGGUGGUGUCCAUUUUCGGCAACACUGGAGAAGGCAAAUCCCACACCCUCAAUCACACUUUCUUUUUGGGUCGUGAAGUUUUCAAGACAUCUCCAACCCAGGAAUCCUGCACCGUUGGGGUGUGGGCAGCACUGGACCCUGUCCAUAGUGUGGUGGUUGUUGACACAGAGGGACUCCUGGGGGCAGGAACUAACCAAGGACAGCGAACCCGCCUCCUCCUGAAGGUGCUUGCCGUCUCUGAUCUGGUCAUCUAUCGGACCCAUGCCGACCGGCUACAUGAUGAUCUUUUCAAGUUUCUUGGAGAUGCAUCAGAUGCGUAUCUAAAACAUUUCACAAAGGAGCUGAAAGCCACAACUGCACGCUGUGGUUUGGAUGUGCCCCUUUCGACUUUGGGUCCUGCUGUUAUAAUCUUCCAUGAGACAGUCCACACCAAGUUAUUAGGCUCAGACAAGCCAUCAGAAUCAGCUGAGCGGCUUCUUCAGGAACGUUUCAGAAAGCUUGGCCUCUUUCCGGAAGCAUUCAGCUCUAUUCAGUACCGGGGCACUCGAACCCACAACCCCCCGACUGACUUCAGCGGUCUGCUGCGCAGCAUGGAGCAGCAGUUAGACAACAACACUACACGAUCUCCACGGUCUGCCGGUGUCAUCUAUAAAGCCUUGCAGGCUUUGAGUGAGUGCUUCAGUGGAGAGAUUCCUGAUGAGCAUCUGGCAAGCAACUCUUUUUUUCCAGAUGAAUACUUUACCUGCUCCAGCAUCUGCCUCAGCUGUGGCUCAGGCUGUAAAAACAGCAUGAAUCACCUACGAGAGGGUGUGGUGCAUGAGGCCAAACACCGCUGUCGCUAUUCAGUCCACUAUGAUAAUCGCAUCUAUACCUGCAAGGCUUGUUAUGAAAGUGGCAAAGAGGUGAUUGUGGUUCCGAAGACGACAGCAUCCUCUGACUCACCAUGGUUUGGCUUGGCCAUAUACGCCUGGUCCGGAUAUGUGAUCGAGUGUCCUAACUGUUCGGUGAUCUAUAGAAGUAGGCAGUACUGGUAUGGAAACCAGGACCCUGUUGAUACAGUGGUUAGGACUGAGAUCCAGCAUGUCUGGCCAGGGUCUGAUGGAUUCCUGAAGGACAAUAACAACGCUGCGCAAAGGCUGCUGGAUGGUGUGAACUAUAUGGCUCAGUCUGUUUCAGAGCUAAGCGUCAAGCCUGCCAAAGCUGUCACUGCCUGGUUAACAGACCAGAUUGCCCCAGCUUACUGGAAGCCCAAUUCUCUCAUCAUUAGAUGUAAAAACUGUGGAGUGGCAUUCCAAGAUAAUGAUACAAAGCACCACUGUCGGGCUUGUGGAGAUGGUUUCUGUAAUGGUUGCUCCUCUAAGACACGGCCAGUCCCUGAGAGAGGUUGGGGCCUGGCGCCUGUGCGAGUCUGUGAUGCCUGCUUUCAAAACAGAGGAAUCUCAGAAGAACUACUGGAUGCAGCGCUGGAAGAGGAGCAAGGUGGGACUCUGAUCGCCAGGAAGGUGGGAGAAGCUGUUCAGAACACAUUAGGAGCGGUAGUCACUGCUAUAGACAUCCCUCUUGGUCUGGUAAAAGACGCCGCCCGUCCAGCAUACUGGGUCCCUGACCAAGACAUCCGUUGCUGCCACCAGUGCCAGCGUGAGUUUAAUGCCCGUCUCUCUAUUCAUCACUGCCGUGCAUGUGGAGAAGGAGUAUGUAACGACUGCUCCCCUGAUCGCCGGGCCGUGCCCUCCAGGGGUUGGGACCAUCCUGUGCGGGUGUGCAUCACCUGCAACCAGAAAUCUGGAGAGCUCUAGCAGAAGCGAACAUCACUCCACAUUAUAAGACACCACCUUAUGUGGCCACAGUGCUUCAGGAUGGGUUGGGAGGGAAAAAAGCACUGCUCUCGAACCAAUGAAUGAUUGUUUGAGAGGAACAUCUCUGCUUUUUGUCCCAACACUUCAUUCACGUCAUGCUCCUCAGCUCUACAUAAGCUGUUCACAGUUUAAUAUAUGUAAUGGCCUAUGUAUUUUCUUCUUUUAAAGGUAAAAUCCAGCAAGAAAAUAAAUCUGUCAAACCCUC
Messenger RNA from Cyprinus carpio (common carp), 3506 nucleotides. RefSeq names its product zinc finger FYVE domain-containing protein 1-like. Gene Ontology annotation, molecular function: zinc ion binding. The record is from RefSeq and is a predicted model, not a curated record. Lineage: Eukaryota; Metazoa; Chordata; Actinopteri; Cypriniformes; Cyprinidae.